AUGAGGCCCCAAUCCAAGGACCCAUUCGAAGCUGCGUUCGAGGAGCAAGACGACUCGCCGCCCGAUUCUCCCGCCGGCGUCGACGCCAUACGCGCCGCCCUCGACGAGGACUACGACGAGGGCCUCCCCCCUGAAGACCCCCCGCCGCCAGCCUCUUCCACACUGUCCCCCUCCGCCGCCGCAGCUUCCGCCGCGUUCACCACCGUAGCGGCUGUAACUCCGGCGACCAAAACCGUAGCCAAGAAAAGCUCCGCAAAGCCGCCUCUGCCUCGCGCCGCGAAGCAGAGCCAGCAGAACAAAGAUGAGGAUGAUGAUGAAGACGAAGACAACGUCGAUGUUGAGCUCGGGAAGUACCCGGCGACCGGUGACCCUGUGAAAAUGGCCAGGAUGCAGGCUAUUUUGUCGCGAUUCUCGGAGGAGCAGAUGAGUAGAUAUGAGUCGUUUCGAAGAGCUGGGUUUCAGAAGUCCAACAUGAAGAGGUUGCUAGCAAGCAUCAGUGGAACCCCAAAAAUAUCAGUGCCAAUGACUAUUGUAGUGUCGGGGAUAGCAAAGAUAUUUGUUGGAGAACUUGUUGAAACAGCCAGAAUGGUUAUGGCAGAGAGGAGAGAAUCUGGACCAAUCAGACCAUGCCACAUUAGAGAAUCCUACCGGAGAUUAAAGCUGGAAGGCAAAGUCCCCAAGAGAUCAGUCUCAAGGCUCUUCCGGUAGAUAGACCGGAUUCAAAUUCUGUACUAAUUGACAGGUCAGCUUAUCUGUAUCUUGGAUAUGGGAUGUAGACCCACGGAGGGAGGCACUUCUUAAGGUGCACUUAGUUGGAUGGUCUUUGGGAGAAAUGAAGAGCUCAAAUCACUGCAAGUUGCAUAGUUCUGUUCAUUUCGUACAUUAUGUGUACAAUAUUAUUCUGGAACUGGUAUCCUAUAAAUCUUGUGAGGGAAUUCUGAAUAUGAAAUGCCGUUGGCAAUUGAAGCUUUC
Molecule: messenger RNA, 972 nt
Organism: Argentina anserina (silverweed cinquefoil)
Lineage: Eukaryota; Viridiplantae; Streptophyta; Magnoliopsida; Rosales; Rosaceae
Product: transcription initiation factor TFIID subunit 11
Exons: 5
Coding region: 1-708 (235 amino acids)
Biological process (GO): RNA polymerase II preinitiation complex assembly; transcription initiation at RNA polymerase II promoter
Cellular component (GO): transcription factor TFIID complex; nucleus
Molecular function (GO): transcription coactivator activity; protein heterodimerization activity
Source: RefSeq, a predicted model, not a curated record